AUGUCUACACUUGAGGAUCUUGAGGACCUUGAGCGCCACGAGAAGGACGAGAAGAAGGACGAGGACAAGAAGAAGGAUGGCGACGGAAAGAAGGCCGAUGGCGAUGCAGACAUGAAGGAUGCUGAGCCAGAAGAAGAGGAAGAGCAACUCGAUGAGGAGAUCCUCAACUCAAGCACACGAGACAUCGUCGCACGGCGGCGGUUACUAGAGAACGAUAUGCGCAUCAUGAAGAGCGAGUUUCAGCGUUUGACCCACGAGAAGGCGACAAUGAACGAGAAGAUCAAGGACAACCUCGAGAAGAUCGAGAACAACAGACAACUCCCGUAUCUCGUCGGCAACGUCGUCGAAAUACUGGAUCUCGACGUCACCGAGGAAGCAGCGGAAGAAGGUGCAAACAUCGACCUGGACGCGACUCGUGUUGGCAAGUCCGCCGUCAUCAAGACUUCCACGCGACAGACCAUCUUCCUGCCCCUCAUUGGUCUGGUCGACCACGAGAAGCUGAAGCCUGGUGAUCUCAUCGGUGUCAACAAGGACUCAUACCUUGUCCUGGACACGCUGCCCGCCGAGUAUGACAGCCGCGUGAAGGCCAUGGAGGUCGACGAGAAGCCGACGGAGAAGUACACCGAUGUCGGAGGCUUGGACAAGCAGAUUGAAGAGCUGGUAGAGGCUGUCGUCUGGCCCAUGAAGGAGGCUGAACGCUUCAAGAAGAUUGGCAUCAAGGCGCCGAAGGGUGCACUGAUGUAUGGUCCUCCAGGUACCGGAAAAACCCUCUUAGCUCGAGCUUGCGCCGCACAAACCGAUGCCACCUUCCUCAAGCUUGCUGGUCCCCAACUGGUACAGAUGUUCAUAGGAGAUGGUGCCAAGCUUGUCCGCGACUGCUUCGCCCUUGCAAAAGAGAAGGCACCUUCAAUCAUCUUCAUUGAUGAGUUGGACGCGGUCGGCACGAAGCGUUUCGAUUCCGAGAAGUCUGGUGACAGAGAAGUGCAGCGAACUAUGUUGGAGCUCCUAAACCAGCUUGACGGUUUUGCGUCCGAUGACCGCGUCAAGGUCUUGGCAGCGACCAACAGAGUUGAUGUCCUGGACCCUGCUCUGCUCCGUUCUGGUCGUCUGGACAGGAAGAUCGAGUUCCCCCUGCCCAACGAGGAGGCCCGCGCACAAAUUCUCCGCAUUCACUCGAGAAAGAUGACGGUCGAUGAGGGUGUCAACUGGCAAGAGUUGGCCCGCAGUACCGACGAGUUUGGUGGUGCGCAGUUGAAGGCUGUGUGUGUCGAGGCUGGCAUGAUCGCUCUCCGAUCAGGACAACAUAAGAUCAGCCACGAGCACUAUGUCGAUGCUAUCGCUGAAGUACAGGCCAAGAAGAAGGACACAGUUAACUUCUACGCAUAAAGUGGAUGCCUCAGUGGUGGGCCGCUUUUGUUAUGGUGAUUGCAUAUUCGCUAUGCCACUUCGAGUGUGUAAGAUCAAAUAGAGCAUCAGCUUGGCCUGCAAAUUUAAUGAUAUGGACACGUCAA
Messenger RNA from Parastagonospora nodorum SN15, 1511 nucleotides. RefSeq lists its product as hypothetical. Bases 1 to 1386 code for a protein of 461 amino acids. The transcript has 4 exons. The record is from RefSeq and is a predicted model, not a curated record. Gene Ontology annotation, molecular function: ATP binding; ATP hydrolysis activity; proteasome-activating activity. Gene Ontology annotation, biological process: proteasome-mediated ubiquitin-dependent protein catabolic process. Lineage: Eukaryota; Fungi; Ascomycota; Dothideomycetes; Pleosporales; Phaeosphaeriaceae. Gene Ontology annotation, cellular component: proteasome regulatory particle, base subcomplex.